AUGACAAGCUACUCUGGUACCGAUGGUCAUAACAAAUUUUAUUCGUAUGACGAAAACUUUAUGCCACACCAAAACUAUGGAGCAUUAUUAUUCAAUACUCUAGAGUUGGGUGUUGAAGUGUUAGUAAAAAGAGUAUCUAUGAACACAAUGAAACACCUUUCGGAGAAUGAGAUGUCAAAGAAGGAUGAACAAUUAGAGAAGUCCUUAGAACUUGCUUUCAUUGAUGCAAAUAUCAACAACAUACAACCACUAAUAUCAAAUCUACAAGCUCUAGUGAACAAUGAGAGUGGUGAGAAGAUAUUAGAACUUAAUUUGCCCUCCAUAACCUCAACAUUGAACACAACAAACGAUUCUAAUUUGAAAAGAAUAUGUCGUCAGGUAUUGGCGUUUUGUUAUUGUUCUCUUGGUAAAUCUGAGGAAUUAAUUGAUACGUGCAACAAGUUGCUUUUGGAAGAUUUUACCACUUCCAAUUUAAUAAUAACUAGCCUUUUAUUUUUUGAUCUUGGAAAUAAGAUUAAUUCAAUUCAAUUGCUCAAAGAUUCAUUCAUAAUCAUUUCGGACGUUAAUUUAAUAUUUCCAAGUGAAGCAGAAAGAUUGAUGGUGGCUAUUGGUGACCGAUUGUUAUUAAUGAUUACUUCUGAUUAUGAAGAUGAAUGUGAAGAAACUUUGUUUGCUCAAUAUGUAGCCAGAAGAUUGUCUACAUGUAAUACUGCAAGCCCUGUUGUUUAUGGUGAUGGAACUACUCAUGCAUUCUUUAAUAGAGCUCAUAGGCUUUCAAGUAUCAGUGAAACAAUGUUAUCAAAUUUCGAUCCUCUAGAACGUGAAGAACGUUAUGUUGUGCUUUGCAAUGCUAUUCACAAUUUUAACAGUGUUUUGCAAUUGGUUUUAAAAAAACAACAAAAAGUUGAGUUUCAAAUAAGCUAUCCUAUUACAACUACCAAAUCAGAUGUAUUUAGUAUUAAUGCAUACAACAAUACCUUAUCAAGCUUAUUUUUAGAAUACUUGCAUCCUGAUAUUCCAAUAGCAAAAGCAAUUAAGAAUUACCAUACUCAAUUUGCCUCAUUAUUGACAUUGGUGUUUGAAAAAAACGUUAAAAUAAUUCAAGCUGAAUUGGAGAAGGAAAAACAAAGUUUAGAUUUAAACAUCAACAACUCAAAAAGGCUUGAAAAAAUUGAACAAAUGUUAAAUCUUACCAAAUCACAGAAAGAAAAAGAAUAUCUUUGUUUGUUUAAGGAAAUAUGUAACAAACACAACUACCCUCAUAUUUCUGACGUUCAACGUUAUUCCAUGUUUCAUUUAAGCUUAGAUGGACCUUUUGUUCCAACAAUAGAAGAUCCUUAUGAACAGUACGAUCAAUCCGAUGAUGAAAUGGAAAAUCUAGAACAUGUUCAAUAA
Messenger RNA from Naegleria gruberi, 1395 nucleotides. RefSeq lists its product as uncharacterized. The transcript has a single exon. The record is from RefSeq and is a predicted model, not a curated record. Lineage: Eukaryota; Heterolobosea; Eutetramitea; Acrasida; Naegleriidae. The coding region runs from base 1 to 1395 and encodes 464 amino acids.